AUGCUCCUCCACAAAGACCACAAUGCUUCAUCCCCAUCUAGAAACUCCUCCCCCGAUGUCGUCCUUAUGGUGUCCAAUCCAGAUGUCGGACGAGUGGACAGAGGAACCAGUCCUCACCGAGCCAAUGCUGGACGAAUUGAUAGAGGAACUAGUCCUCCCCAACCAGAGCCCGCCAUCGUCACCCUCACCCCACAUCUCAAUAACUUCUCGGAUGACAACGCCGAGGAUUACGCCAAGUUCAAGGAAAGAGAAAGAAUCCGCCGACCAUCACCCAAGGGAAGCCCACGAAAUGCAUCACGGAAUGAAAACCCUGAUGACAGAAACCCACCGGGCUCUGACGAAAUACCAGUGGGAGUUCCACCUCCUGCUGCAAUCACGACAAAUAUUGGAGCUGCAGGUCCCUCGGGACUACGAGCAAGAACAGCAGCUCAACUCCCAAGCCAUGGAGAAACUGAACUGGUACUAGUUAUACAGGGAACUACACCUCCGUCAGUAUCAGUUGGUGGACAGGUUCCCCGCUCCAUGGGAAGAACUACCCUUGGUACAGAUCCUCACUCCGGAGAAUUGGAGCGACACACGGACACGCUCCUCCAGCAAAACACUAUCUCCGCGGGCAACCCGGAAAUGAGAAUAGCGACAUACCUCAACAACUGGCUAGUGCCAGUCUCCAGAUCAGAGGGCUCGCCCUCCAAACUGACCCUGACAUGGCCUCUUGGUUCGAACACAACGACGGACGACCAUAAGCUUUCCUCAUCCAUCCCGACAAGUUCUCCCAGUAUGUCAACAGAGAGCUCCUUCCAGCUCUCCUCUUCACCGGAGAACUGGGCGCCGUCCAACCAAGUAGAACCGAUCCUUUCCGCGUUGUCACUUGGAACGUACCACGUCCCGGAGAACGUCCCACGUCUGUACCAAAUCCAAGAAGCAAUCCUGCGACUUCCUCCUCUCACCGGAUAUGAAAUUUUCCCCUAUCUCAUGGGGGUACCGACGAGGAGGAACCGCCUGUCUAUCAAAGAAAUGAAGGAAGGAGGAGUCGAGGAAGUCAGGCAACCCUCCGCCGCGGAACAACUGUUGGCGGGAGUGUUCGACACUGGCCUGGAACGCCUCCUACUAAUGAUCCAGGAAAUUAUGACGAUGCCGAUCCCUACUAUCAACCUGAUGAAGGAGGCGAUGGCUACCAAGGACCCUAUGAUUACUAGAGAGGACUAA
Molecule: messenger RNA, 1206 nt
Organism: Heterobasidion irregulare TC 32-1
Lineage: Eukaryota; Fungi; Basidiomycota; Agaricomycetes; Russulales; Bondarzewiaceae
Exons: 4
Coding region: 1-1206 (401 amino acids)
Source: RefSeq, a predicted model, not a curated record